This is a messenger RNA of Menidia menidia (Atlantic silverside), 2084 nucleotides long. Lineage: Eukaryota; Metazoa; Chordata; Actinopteri; Atheriniformes; Atherinopsidae. The record is from the annotation of a GenBank genome assembly.
GACAGUUGUGUCUGCAUGCCUCGUGACCGCGCGCGGCACACGCGCGCGUCCGCGGUCAGUUUUUUUACCCAUUUUAAGGACAGGGGAGUCGAGUAAAUAAUGUAGCCGAACCCAAACUUUGUUGUUCAAUGACCGUAAUUACGGGUCAAAGGCACAGAUAUAAAAGUGACUGGGGCGGUUUAGCUUCCAACCCAUAGUCAGUGCUGCAUUAUCUCGUGAGAAAUUCGGUCUAAUCUGCAGUAAUCUGCAGGUAACAAGUGCAUACCAUUACGACACGCAGCCUCUGAGGCGUCGUUGCGGCAGCCAUAGGCAUUCCUUGCCAGCAUGUGCUCGGUAAUAAGCAGAAUAAAACCCGUCCGGCGGCUCGUGGCUCUAGAGCGAAGCCUCAGUUCAAAAACAGAAGGCUGGAGUUACGCAGCAACCCAGAACAGGCUUCUCUGCCCCGGCGUGAAUUCUUUAGUUGAGACGCUACGCGUUAACGGAAGGUCGUACAGUACCACCAUGGCGAUGACCCCAGGACUUCUCUUCAGACAGCUUUUUGAGAAGGAGAGCUCCACUUACACCUACCUGCUCGCAGACAAAGACACCAAGGAAGCGGUCAUCAUUGACCCUGUUCUGGAGACCAUUGACAGGGACCUGAAGCUCGUUCAGGAACUGGGACUCAAACUUAUAGUGGCAGUGAACACUCAUUGCCAUGCCGACCACAUUACCAGCACUGGGCUGAUGAAGAAAAGACUGCCCGGACUGAAGAGUGCCAUAUCCAAAUUCAGUGGUGCCUCUGCUGACAUCCACCUGUUGGAGGGAGAUAAAAUCGCCUUUGGAAGACAUUGUCUGGUUGUGAGAGAAACCCCAGGACACACUGACGGGUGCACAACACUGGUGUCAGGGGAUGAGAGCAUGGCUUUCACUGGGGAUGCUCUGCUCAUUAGAGGCUGUGGCAGGACAGACUUCCAGCAGGGUUGUGCCACGAGGCUCUACGAUUCAGUCCAUCAGAAGAUCUUCACACUACCUGAGGAGUGCCUUAUCUACCCUGCACAUGACUAUUUAGGUCAGAUGGUUUCUACGGUUGGUGAGGAGCGCAAGCUUAACCCUCGAUUGACAAAGAGCAAAGAGGAGUUUGUGGAUAUCAUGAACAACCUCAAUCUCCCGAAACCGGCAAAAAUAGAUGUUUCAGUGCCUGCUAAUCUGGUUUGUGGGCUACAUGGAGUUUGACUGCAGUUUGAAAGAGGGCUUUCUUUGUAAAGUCAACUACUUAAAGGCAAAAUCAUUCACUUAAACAUGCCUGUUUAAGCAAGAUUAACAAAAAUUGCUUUCCAUAAAGUGCUUUAAUGUGUUUUAUAAAGGUAAAUGUGAAUAUCUGAUGAGCUGUUUUCAUUUGAUGUGCAUCUACUAAAAACAAAAUCAAAUCAUGUUUUUUUGAUUAAAAAGAAAUAGUAAUACGAAUUCUGUAUCCUAGAAAAACACUAGAUAUAUUUAUAUAUUUGUGUUGUUAAAUUACAAGUGAAUAACCACCUCUCUGAUUGCAUUAUUAUAAAAUGGAAGAUUCAGGGUGGCUUUUAUAAGAGGAGAAACUGUAGUAGGGAAGCUUUAUUUAAGGGUUUGGUUUAGGAUACACGACCACUUCAGUGGGACAGCUGACUGCUUCCACAUGGCCUCUUCAGGGAUUCUGGUUCUCUGUCUAGCCAAGGACACACACAGACACAACAACCACCCAGAGUCAUACCUGCCACGGCCUUUUGCAUAGCAGGAAAAUAUGUCUAAUUUGCAUUUAAAAUCAAUACAAACAAAUCUCCAUUGCAGUAACUGACAACAUAACACAAUGAUGUUUUAACUAGUUCUACAUGGCUGUCAUUUAUAUUGCUGGAUAUGAAAAAGGCCUGUGCUGAGUAGCACACCUGCUUCUAGAUUUCUUAAUGUUCUGAAUGUGCUGCUGUCAUCUUAUAGGUAGAACAGGUUUUUUUGGGGGGUGUGGAGUCAGACUCAGCCAAAUGAAUACAAACCUGACAUUGUAAGCUGGUUUGGGGGCCACUAUCAAAAUAAAUCUGUUUAACAAGUAAAACAAGCUCGUUUCUUCUGCUGUGAUU